Molecule: messenger RNA, 1126 nt
Organism: Zeugodacus cucurbitae (melon fly)
Lineage: Eukaryota; Metazoa; Arthropoda; Insecta; Diptera; Tephritidae
Gene: Ctr1B
Product: high affinity copper uptake protein 1
Exons: 2
Coding region: 353-901 (182 amino acids)
Biological process (GO): copper ion transmembrane transport
Cellular component (GO): membrane
Molecular function (GO): copper ion transmembrane transporter activity
Source: RefSeq, a predicted model, not a curated record
AUUUAUUCUCGUCACACUCGUUUGGUAUUAUUUUUUUCAUACAAGCAGUUUUUGCUUAAAAAAGCCCAAAGUAGCUACAUUGCAAACCAGUACAGGUCUCACUCUCGCGCUGUGUGUGCCUAGCAAGCUUACAACCAAAUCGGUCCGGCAAACGAUCAAAGAUUAGUGACCACAACAGUAGUGACUACAGUGUACGAGUAUAAAGCGACUACGCUUCGCGUAAUUAUUUCCAUAGCUUUUGAUUAAGUACGCUCGCGCUCGCAAAGUUUAACCACAAUACAUUUUUUGUUUCGAUAAUUAAAUAAUAUAAAUAAUAACGAAAACAUUAUCAAUUACAAGAAAUUUCAUCAAAAUGGAUAUGGGUCAUAUGCACGAUAAUGGUACCAUGGCGCCGAAAGCUCAUUGUCCUAUGAUCAUGGUGUUCCAUGGCGGGCAUUGUGAGCGCAUACUUUGGAGCAGUUGGGUCGCCAGUACAUACGUAGAAUUCAUAUUCUCUUGCUUAGCAUUUGUUGUGAUGGGUUUUCUUUAUGAGGCAUUAAAAUUUUUGCGUCAACAACUCAUCAAACGUGCUGUAAACAAAGAAGCUGAGCGCAUCAAUAUGGAAUUGGAAUCAAAACAGAUAACUAGUAGCACAUCUGGCUCGAUUGGACGUAGUUCCAGAGAAGCUUUAGCCGAAAUACGUGUAACAAAAACAAAAUAUAUCCAGUAUGCAUUGACAUCGACACACAUCGUUACGUCACUACUCUUUUUCGUACAAGUCGCUCUCUCCUAUUUGUUGAUGUUGGUAUUCAUGAACUAUAACUACUGGUUAUGUCUAUCAGUUAUUGGAGGUUUAGGUUUUGGUUAUUUCAUUUUCGGUUGGAGUCAACACGAUGCUUAUGAUAAUGAGUGUUGUCAUUAAAUUAUUAACAUUUAUGCAGUAAGCUUUUUAGAAAAUACCCUGUAUCAUUGUAGAUAAGUGGCAGUUGCUGCAAAAAAUUAUGUUUUUUUAAUUUAUAAAUGGAAAUUUAUUAAGUGAUUAUGAACAUGAUUUUAAAUAUUGUAUAUAGUAUUUCUACCAUAAUUUUGUAUAUAUGUAUGUAUAUAUUUUUAUUUUAAAUAAUAUCGGAAAUUCGAAUAAUAAUAC